Molecule: messenger RNA, 698 nt
Organism: Soboliphyme baturini
Lineage: Eukaryota; Metazoa; Nematoda; Enoplea; Dioctophymatida; Soboliphymatidae
Source: the annotation of a GenBank genome assembly
AUGAGCUCCAGGAGCAGUUCUUCUCGGCGAUCAGGCUCUCGAGCAGGACGACGGCGUAUCAGGUUGCUCGACGAAGAAAGUAAUCAAGCUCCGAACAGUGACGCAGGACCGCUGCCGAGCCAGUCUACGAACGGAAUCGAUGAUGAUGUGGAAAAUGAAAUCUUCCCGGACGACGAACCUCCGGUUGAAGAUGAAGAAGGCGAAGAACUGUUUGGCGAGAACAUGGAGAGAGAUUAUGAGCACAUUCCGGCACUCGACGUAUAUGAUCCAGAGAUUCUGGAUGAUUCAGGAGAGUAUUCUUCUCUCUCGAUGGAAGCCAGACGUGAAGCCGAAAAGGAAAUGGACCGAAGAGACCGUUUGGAAGCCGUAGCAGCUGGUGCUGAACUACCCGAAGGAUUGUUAUAUGACGAGUCUGAUUCCGCUUCUUUGUCUGGCGCUGCCGGCAGAAAGCGCAGAAGAAUAGCUGAAAGAGCUGCCGAGGGCGACGGUGACGUGCGCGAAGAUGAGGAAAUAGUUGAAGGCAUCGACGUGAUGGAGAACAUGCGUGGCCGCCCGGUUUGGGAGCACGUGCAGGUACCUGUAGUGGCACAGGAAAUCAGGAGACGCUUCAAAGGAUUUUUACAGAGCUUCCGAGACGAAAAGAGUCAGCUGAAGUUUCUGGAAAAGAUUCGAAUUAUGUGUCAAGGUAAUCAUUGAAU